Molecule: messenger RNA, 393 nt
Organism: Kickxella alabastrina
Lineage: Eukaryota; Fungi; Kickxellomycota; Kickxellomycetes; Kickxellales; Kickxellaceae
Exons: 2
Molecular function (GO): GTPase activator activity
Source: RefSeq, a predicted model, not a curated record
AAGAAGCUCGCAGAGAAGCACAACAAGAUGCUCGCUGAGCUGGCCAAGCAGCCAGACAACUCGACAUGCGCAGAUUGCGGUGCGUCCGGUCCGCGCUGGGCGUCAUGGAACCUGGGUGUUUUCCUGUGCAUCCGGUGCGGCGGCUUCCAUCGGCACAUCGGAACGCACAUUACAAAGGUCAAGUCGAUAAACCUGGACAACUGGACACCGGAGCAAAUGGAGCAUUUCGGGCGCAUCGGCAACAAGCGCGCCAACGCUUACUUCAACCCACACCCUGAACAGCAUACGGCGCCUCGCUCUGACCGCGACAUCGAACGCUAUAUCCGCGACAAGUACGAGCACCGCCGCUUUGUCGACCACCGAAAUGGUGUUGCCGAUCCGACAACGGCUGAU